UUCAGCGACUUUGACCGCAUAAGAAACGCUGGAAACACGGAUUUAUUAAUUUCGUGUCGAUCUGUGAGGACCUGAGUUUCAAUUUCGAUUUGAAGUAAAUUCAGCAUUUCAUCUAACAAAGUAGAAUGGAGAUCUACGGUCUUGUGACUGAGAAAAAUGAACCAGUGCCUCUGAAGAGCAUCUCAGUGGAGCUUCUGGUUCAGGAUCAUGUAGCCACAGUCUCCUCCACUCUGCAGUAUGUGAAUGAGGAAGAGCGCCCCCUGGAGGUCUUGUUCGUCUUCCCUCUGCCUGCUGAUGCUGCUGUCUGCCACUUCAGUGCCAAGAUCGGAGAGCAGGAGAUUGUGGCAGAGGUGCAGGACAGAGAAACCGCGAGGGAUCGGUAUGAUGACGCUGUGAGUUCAGGUCAGCAGGCGUUUCUGUUGGAAGAGAGCGCAGAGAGUCCUGAUGUGUUCAGACUGAGUGUCGGGUGUCUGUCGGCGGGUCAGAACGCUGCUGUCACCAUCAUCUACGUCACCGAGCUCACUGUGCAGGACGACCACUCGCUGCGCUUCUGUCUGCCGGCUGUACUCAACCCCCGAUACACACCAGCAGGUUCUGCUGCUGGUAUAGUCUCAGAGAUUUCAUCAGGAGCUGUUCCCUACACGCUGACUCUCAGUGUUCAUGUGAGCUCUCCAAAGCCCAUCUCCAAACUAGAGUCCAACUGCACUCUGAAUCCUUUGGUGUUCCUCCACUCUGAUCACACUCAGGCCACGGUGAAUCUGAGUCCUGGUCACAUGUUUGAUAAGGACGUUGAGCUGUUUGUGUACUAUCAGGAUACCCAUCAGCCCUCUGCUGUAGUGGAGGCAGGAGUGAACACUGCCCUGCCAGGUUCUCUGAUGAGGGAUACAGUGGUUAUGAUAAGUUUGUACCCAGAGUUCCCAGAGGAAGUGAUGUCAUCAUUGGCAUCUCGAGGCGAGUUUGUUUUUGUGAUUGACAGAUCAGGCAGUAUGGGAGACAUGAUGCAUCAAGGGAAAGAAGCACAGAAUCGAAUUGAAAGCGCAAAGGACACUCUGCUGUUACUGUUGAAGAGUCUGCCCAUGGGAUGCUACUUCAAUAUCUAUGGAUUUGGCUCUGAUUUUGAGUCUUUCUUCCCUCAGAGUGUUGAAUACAAUCAGGACACAAUGGAUCAGGCUCUGAAGAGAGUGAAUGAAAUGAAAGCAGACAUGGGCGGCACAGAGAUAUUACAGCCUCUAAAACACAUCUACAGUCAGCCCUGUUACCCUGAUCACCCCAGACAGCUGUUCAUCUUCACUGAUGGAGAAGUGUUUAACACUAAAGAGGUGCUGGAUCUGGUGAAAAGUCAUGCUCACUCUCACAGGUGUUUCUCAUUCGGGAUUGGUGAGGGUGCGAGUGCCGCCCUCAUCACAGGAAUGGCCAGAGAGGGAUCUGGUCACGCUCAGUUCAUCACAGACACCGACCGCAUGCAGCCCAAAGUGAUGCAGUCGCUCAGGUUUGCUCUGCAGCCCGCUGUGCUUAAUAUCUCUGUGGAUUGGACCCUUCCAGAUGAUGUUACUGUUGACACACUGUCUCCACCCAUCAAUGUGCUCUUCCAGGGUCAAAGGACACUCAUUUAUGCCCAGCUUAAAGGAGAGAGUUCAGGAGGCUCUGAGGGAACAGUGACAGUCAAAUACAGUCUUGAAGAUCAACCAGUUACAAACCAGCUCCACUUCUGCCUCAAACCAACUGAAGAAACACAGUUGUCUAUUCACCGGCUGGCGGCUCGGACCCUGAUCCGUUCUCUGGAGCAGAAGGAGAGGUCUGGAGCUGCAGAUGUUGAGGGCAUCAGGAGCAGGAUGGUGGAGCUCAGUGUUCAGGCAGGAGUCAGCUGUGUUCAUACAGCCUUCAUUGCUGUGAAUAAAGACAGCAGACAGACUGUGAAAGGACCCCUGCUGCAGAGAAGAGUGCCAACAUACGAUUCCUCUUCAGAAAUUGACAUGAUGCAAGUAAAUUAUGAUCACAUAGCACCCCGUGAGUUUCGUUUAUCAUCAUCAAGGCAUUGCGUUGCAGAUGAACAAUCAUUUCACUGCUCAAAGAUGAUGUCGUUCACAGUCUUCAAAAUGUCUAAUCGGGUAACAGCAGUGACUGCACCUGAACAGAAGAUCGGAUUCAUGACAAAGAUCCAGAAUUUUUUCCGCCGUGGUUCUAAGACUGCGACUGCCAUGUCUGAACAAACAGACUCUGAAAUCAAAAUUGAUGCUGCUCCUGAGCUCCAGAAGGACCUGUUACUGCAGCUGGUUUCUCUCCAAAAGGCGUCCAGCUGCUGGGAUCUGGACUCCACACUGGCUGAUGUGUUUGGGAAGACGGAGGAUGAGCUGACCAAUCAGAAACCAGCACAGGUGGAUGGGUCAGUAUGGGCCACUCUCCUGGCUCUGAUCUGGUUAUACGGCUGUAAAAUAGAGCAGCAGGUGGAGUGGCAGUUUGUGGCCUCAUCAAGAGACGUUUCAGCAGAUAUCUUCAGUUCUUCAGUGGGAGAUCUGUCUCAGUGUGUGUGUGAGGGGAAUGUCCUGCUCGGAUGUCAGGUGACCAAAGAGACUCUGGGAAUCUGAAGAUAUCACUGUUUCUACAUCCUGAUCCAUUUAACUGCCAAAGACAUAUGUAUGCACAUAUGUGAAUUAUAUUAAUAAGAUUACUCCAUAGCUUUUCUAACUGCAUCAACAACAGAGCCAAACUGAUAAAACAGCACGUGUGCCAAGCCAGAAGUUUUUUGCCAGCAAAAAGCUGCUGAUCUACAAAUAUCUCUUUAACAAUAUAUUUGUUUACUUCAUAAAUCAUCAGUAUGAAUGUUUAUAGCUUUCAUUGUUUGCCAUAUGAAUAUUUGUUUUCUUAAAAUGUCAAAAAUUGAACAAAAAGUGCAUUAAAAAUCUGUAAUUUAGAUUGAUAAGAGUUUUGCAAAUAAUUGUAAAUAGGUUAAUUGCAGUUACAGUGUUUAUAUUAUCAAAUAGGUUGUAUUUGGAUGGAUUUACUCUAUAUUUUUGUUUGUAGCAUUAUUCUUUUGAUUUCAUAGCUUCUAUUUGUGAUUUUGCUCUAACACUGGCCACUUUUUUAGUAUUCCACAUGGAAUUUAAUUGGC
Molecule: messenger RNA, 3109 nt
Organism: Carassius auratus (goldfish)
Lineage: Eukaryota; Metazoa; Chordata; Actinopteri; Cypriniformes; Cyprinidae
Product: von Willebrand factor A domain-containing protein 5A-like
Exons: 21
Coding region: 126-2585 (819 amino acids)
Source: RefSeq, a predicted model, not a curated record